This is a messenger RNA of Porites lobata, 690 nucleotides long. Lineage: Eukaryota; Metazoa; Cnidaria; Anthozoa; Scleractinia; Poritidae. The record is from the annotation of a GenBank genome assembly.
AGCAGUUUCGUGUUAUGGCCAUCAGGACGAUAUGGAUUGCCGAUGCCUAAGACAGGAUGUCCAACGGCCAAUGGCUUUCAUUGGUCCACUGGAUACGUCUACCAGGACUUAGAGGAUAACUACAGCCAAACCAAAGCUUCCCCUGAAGCGCAUUUAGCGGGAUCGGUGUCGAAUGAUGUGCUGCAGUAUUUCUGUAUCAAAAGUGAAACGUUUACCUUCCUCAACAGACCCUCAUGGCCAGCGGGUGAAUACUGCAUAUAUCGGAAAGGGACGAGUUGUCCCGCGGGCAUGUAUAGCGGGUCACUGUUAUUAGAUAACGAAAACGCCAAUGGAACUAAUAAAAACUCACAUAACGGGUCACUCCCAGCAGGAGUUUACAACCAGGACACGAAGAUAUUCUUCUGCUGUCAGACAUCAGGAUCGUAUAAUGUAGCUAUUCAGUUGCCAGUUGAUAAACCUUUCUACCUAAUUGCGUUCAGACCAUAUUGUCAAGAAGUGCUGAACACGGUUCAUACAAUGGAGUUUAUCGUAUACGAUACAGAGGAUGAUAAUAAUCAUGACAAGAGAAUAUUUCCUUAUCCAUAUGGGGCUGAGCUGCAAGAGCCUCGAAUAAACUACUGUUACUAUCAAGGUAUGGGACACAACAUGAUUUUAUUUAAGAGUGUUACGAAGUGGCCAACAACUGAUUGA